Messenger RNA from Puccinia graminis f. sp. tritici CRL 75-36-700-3, 765 nucleotides. RefSeq lists its product as uncharacterized. Bases 1 to 765 code for a protein of 254 amino acids. The record is from RefSeq and is a predicted model, not a curated record. The transcript has 3 exons. Lineage: Eukaryota; Fungi; Basidiomycota; Pucciniomycetes; Pucciniales; Pucciniaceae.
AUGACCCUGGUUGUUACCCUUUCGCAUUGUCGCCUUCUCUGGGCAAUUUUGGGCUGCUUUACCAUCAAUGUUUUAGCAAUGGAGUCGUCCAGGAUGAGAGGGUUCUCCGGAGGAAGUAUGUGGGGCUCAAGUAGCUUGAGAGGAGGAUACGAGGAUCUUUCUCUUGAGGACAUCCGUAAGGGUGUAGUCGAAAAUUCCUUGGAAGAAUUCACUAAUGCUUACCAGAAGAAACAAAAUGCGUUCAACGCGGAGUACGAGUCUCACAAUACUUUGCCAUUUGGGCGAGUCCUUUACCCGGAUCUCAGACGAGGUAGGCCAUCAACGGUACUGCUACCUGGUACCAAUCCACUCAAAGGACUCGGAGAGAGCGAAUGGACAACACUAUACACGCAUCUGAUCGACGGAUUAUCCAAGAGGUAUCAUGAAGAGCUCAAGUCACUCUCCUUAGUCAAGUACAAAAAAGAGCAAACCAAGUUAUUACAUUGGCUGGACUUUGAGAUCUUUUGGCCUCAGCAUGGCCUUCCAAUCCUAGGAACCUCUCGAAACUCAUAUGGAUUAGAAUCGAUCGAAAACAGCGUGCUCGGAGACAAUCAGGUAGAAUUGAUAAACUAUUUCGCUUGCGGGACUCUAAAUAGACACAACCCAAUACUGGAACCCACAGUAACCAAUCUACUCAAGUCUUACAGAGAUAGUCGAAAUCAUGAAAGAUUUGGGGAUUAUGUUGCGGCAUGCAAUAUCUAUUACUAUAGUCCAGCUAAGAAAUGA